This is a messenger RNA of Chondrus crispus (carragheen), 1994 nucleotides long. RefSeq lists its product as hypothetical. The transcript has 2 exons. Gene Ontology annotation, biological process: carbohydrate metabolic process. The record is from RefSeq and is a predicted model, not a curated record. Lineage: Eukaryota; Rhodophyta; Florideophyceae; Gigartinales; Gigartinaceae. The coding region runs from base 1 to 1791 and encodes 596 amino acids.
AUGGUCUUCCGUCUCGUGUACAAGCGCGGGUUCCUCCCUAUGAGUGUUCGCUCGUUCCUCCUCAACACCGUUGCAUUUGCUGGUCUCUUGUCCAUUUUGGCAUUUGGUCUGCGAAUACUUGUCCCAUGGCAAGGCUUCAGUCUUGGCGCAGCACCACCUAGCCUCGUCUCAGACAGAUCAUUUGUCGUGCUCUCCGUCGACGACUUUGGCAGGUGGACAGACUCUGUCCCGCUGUUUCCCACACACAAGUUUAUGGCCAAUCAUUCAGACCUUAUUAUUCGAAACGACUACUGGUAUCGCAGCGCUACCGUUGAGACCGAUCAAGAUCUUCGCAACCUUGAGAACGCACUCACCCGCCUCAAUUUCAAUACUUCUUUUGAGCAGAAGGCAGUCCUAACGCCCCACUGGAUCGUUGGUGGUCCUGAUUUCGGUGCAAUGCGCGCUGCUGGAUGUGACGUCAAGCCGUCGAGUCGUUCUUUCGAUGCCACCGUCGCCGAUACCGACGGAAUAGCCAGUCUGAACCGCCCAGGUGAUUUAUUUUCGAAUCCCAGCGAACAUUCUGAUAGAACUACCAGAGCAUUCUCUUCCUCAUCUGCAAGCGCUUUUUCGACAGUUGCUGCGAUGAGAGGAUCUCUGGAUCCACUGUUACAUCCGACCAAGGUAUCAGACCAAUUUGACUCCUGCGUGUACAAGGAGCAGUUCUUGAGUGAUGCGGGCCCUACAGGCCUAGAUCAAGCCCCCUAUCACAGGGGCGAUUUGAGAGAAAGGUAUUUAUCAUUAUGGAAGAAGGGCUUGUGGCAUCCUGAGUAUCAUGGCCGUUCCCAUUUUAGCGUUUCAAAAUGGUUGAAACUUCUGCGAACGGACAGCAAGACUCAAGAAUGCUUCAAGAACAAUCUCGUUUGUGCGACAGAUACCACACAACUCCGCUCAGAAUUCAAUGGCUUCUCUAACAAGGCUGAACUGAAGACCUGGUUGGAAGAAGGAAUCAAUGCUUUUUCGGCUUUUUGGGGUUACAGACCCGCCUUGAUUUCUUCACCUCACAACACAUGGAGCAGUUGGCUGACGGACGUAGCAGUAGAUUUAUCAUUUGUUGGCGCCGAGCUCGCUGAAGAUCAGGAGGACUAUGUGCAGCACGACCCAGCGCUGAGCAUGCACGAUCGAUUUCGAUUUGAUGUCUUCUAUACCGGUUUUAAUUGCGACAAGGCCAUCAACGACAUCAUGGGUCUUCUCAGUGUUCCGGUUGAGAAAUCCCUGGCGAAUCGUUGGUACGAUUUCCUGUCCGCAAUUGACUUGUUCCGCAAGCAUCAUCCCCCAUAUCACAAUGGCAUUCCGGGAAACCAUGAACGGUUUUUGUCACUAAUGUGGCAUGCCCAAAAUGCUAUGAGUAGCACAUACUCUGACGAGAUCUACUCUGAACAUAUGCUGUGUAUGGAAAAGGCCGUGCGUACUGUUCGGGAGUCGCGACCUCGCACGGUAUUCUUAACUGGUUCCGAACUUCAUCAAAUUCGAAAGCGGGGUUGGAGUCAAGAAAUAUGGUCUGACUCUAUUGUCCUCAGAAAUUACGGGACAAAACCCAUUAACUUAGGUGUUCCAGAUUUGCGAGAUUUGUAUCCGCAGAGUCCGUCAUGGCGGGGUGGUCACGUGCUCUCGACUGUUCUAAGUGCCGGCAUGGAAGGGCUGAGUAGGGAAAAUUCCGGCUCUCCUUUAAUGCAACUGCACGGGAAGGCAUUCAUGGUUGGGGAACAACUUUUAUUGCCUUCUGAUACCGUAGUGAAACUAACACGCACGUAAUUCCUCGGGCGCUGGAAUAGGUGAAUACCGCAGGCCCAGCUCGAUCAGAUAUGAGACAAGCUCGUGGACUCAUUGCUGACGAGGAAGUACCGUAGAUUUCGAUAUUCCAUGCCGUUUAAGUUUCGAAAAUGAGCAUGUUGACGCGGGUUUUCGCCGCGAUGUAUAAAAUAAAAUAUCGUCGAGAAGAAUCGACUAAUCUAUGA